Messenger RNA from Postia placenta MAD-698-R-SB12, 1545 nucleotides. RefSeq lists its product as hypothetical. Lineage: Eukaryota; Fungi; Basidiomycota; Agaricomycetes; Polyporales; Adustoporiaceae. Gene Ontology annotation, molecular function: protein binding. The coding region runs from base 1 to 1545 and encodes 514 amino acids. The transcript has 2 exons. The record is from RefSeq and is a predicted model, not a curated record.
AUGCCCUCCUCUCCGUCCUUAGGCCUACGGAUCACGGCAACUUCGCCGUUCAACAAACGGAAUGCGGAUAUCAUAUUUCGUUCCUCCGACGGCGUCUUCUUUCAUCUACACAAGGCAAUUCUCUCACUCGCGUCCCCACUCAUGGAAAUGAUGCUUGGUAUGCCACAGCCGCUCAUACUCGACUCCUCAGAUCUGGACGACCUCUCGGGUUUGCCAGUUGUCCCUGUCUCGGAAGGUAGCCGCAUCCUCGAUCCUUUGCUUCGCUUAUGCUAUCCCACGCCGGACCCUGUGUUGACAGACGCGGGGAUCAUAGAAGCCGUCUUUGAGUCCCUUGAGAAGUAUGAGAUGGAAGAUGCGAAAGAGAGACUCAAGAAGACUAUCCUGUCAUGUGCGUCAGGACAGUGUCUACCUGACCAGAUGGCGCGCGUGUACGCCAUUGCGUGCCGCCUGCAAAUGGAAGACGUCGCUCGUGACGCAGCGGUCGCAAGCUGUCGUUGGCGAACAGUCAAUUACGUCCCUGAGAUGGACAGAAUCUCCUCUGGGGCGCUGUUCCGAUUCCUGGAGUAUCGCCGCGAGCACCAUCAGGGAUCCCAUCCGACGACGCUCCAGCAGACACCUGAUAUUUCCCAGAGCAGUCCAGACGGUGGCGGGCUGUCCUUGGCUCAAUCCUUCCCUCCAUAUAUCCUGAACAGCCCUUCUGCAGACGUGAUUUUGCAUACGUCUGACGGCGUCGACUUCCGUGUCAUAAAAGCGAUACUUUGCUUGGCAUCUCCGGUUUUCGCAGACAUGCUUCAUUUAAAAAGCAGGGACAGCGAUCUCCGCCCUGACGACCUUCCUAUCGUCAAUGUGUCCGAGGACAGUGGAACUAUCGCGAACCUCCUUCAGGUCUGCUACCCAGUGGAAGAUCCUGACAUCAUAGACGUCGACUCCGCGCAGGCGCUUCUCGAUAGUGCUCUCAAGUAUGAGAUCAUCAUCGCUAUUCGUUUCGCGAAGGCGAAAUGGAAGGAGGCUCUUACUAGUGAUCCUUUCCGUGCGUACUUCAUCGCGAGGUCGAAAGGCUGGGUAGACGAAGCGCGCGCGGCUGCGCGAAAAGCGGCCAUUCUUGCCAGCGACUACUGGCUUCCAGAGAUGGAGGAAAUCUCUGCAAAUGCCUACCGAGAGCUCCUGGACUAUCGAUGGACGUGUCAGCAAAUUGUCUACAGUCGCGUCCAUCUCGAUGAUGCGCGGCGUCAUAUGAGCGACGCGCCUCGUCAUUGGAGCUGCCUUACGUACGGUGAUCCCAAGCAGCGCGAAUGUAACAUCAUUCGCCUUCUCCUCAGCAUCAACCGAAGACUUCCAGACGCGGUUGCUGGUGCUGACGCUGAUGUCCUCGUCGCUACUCUCAUGUGGAAGAUGAUUUGCGAUGGGGCUGGUCGGCACUCAGUAGAACACAGUAUAUGGGACGCCGAGGGGCUCUUGAAAGACCUACAAGAUGCGGUGCAGCAGAUCACAGCUCGUCGUUGUCAAGCUACUAUCCCAGAGCUUGCAUUGAGGGCUCCACCAUGA